UUGAAGUGAAGACGACCCGUCGCUUAAAGGAAGGGUGACCCGAGGAUAAAAGUAUGAAGACGACCCGUGGGUAAAUAUGAAGACCACCCGUGGAUAAAUGUGAAAACGACCCUUGAAAAAGAAGCAGACGACCCUAGAAGAGUGCAGACAUGUGGGUAGAUUGUGCACACAACAUACCAUGACCAACGAUGAUUGUGGGUAAACGUGCCUUCUCCGGAAAUAUAAGCGCUUUGUUAUAAAGAACACGGACACAUUGUAGUUAUUAAUUCCGUGCAUACUGUAUGUAUAUCUGCACUGUGGAGUAUUGUAAGCCCGCGGGAUUCCCACUAGGCGGUAACUGCUGCCUGGGGAAGUAACACCACGGAGAUGAGCUGAACUCAAACAAUAGAUGUCAUUAUGGUGGUGGUCUUGGAAACCUUUCUAAUCAGAGUUUGUGUAUCUUUGUAUCAAACUGAUUCUGCUUUCCGGGAAAUGACCUAAAAGUGCCUUAGCUUCCGGAUUGAAAUCUCAGAUUGUGCCUUGAAAAAUAUACAUUCGGAUACCUGUGUUGGAACUACAGUGAUAUCUACGAAUAUACCAUAAGUGCCGGAUGUAAAGUAUCCGAAGACAAAUAGUUGAAAUCUUAAUAAGUCGAUCCAAAAAACGCCUUGGGUUUUAAGAAGAUUCUGCUCAAGACUACGUCAGGCGUACUUGUAGACCUUGUCGUCUCAAGAGGAAUGUAUCUUAUUUAGCGUCAUCUUGUUGCUUCAUGAUGGCGGUAGAGAAAAACGGGAGGAGGGACAGUCUGAGACGGGUGACCGGCUGGUCAGCCUCCAUUGUCUUCAUGGCCAUGGAGGUGAAUAUCAUGCUGGACCUGGCGGAGAUGCUGUCACUCCGGGACUCCCUGAACAAACCGAAGAAGGACGAAGAAGGUCUUGACAUCCGGGAAGUAAGCUCUCCGGACGAGGAAGACAGUAUGCAAAACACACCCAACGACACUUCAGUACCCGUACCAGCCGGACCCCCUCUGGAAGGGAAGGACAUGGACCAAUAUGAGGGGGGGACAUAGUCCCGAGGAGGGGCAUGACCCCACCCUGCCAACGUACAAGGAGGCCGUUGGGGACGACAUCCCACCCCCGGAGAAGUCGUUACAACCGGAUGGUGAUAAGAAGAUGGAGUAUGACCCUGAGAGCGGCGAGCCUCGGGAAACGUGGGGAAAAAAGAUGGAUUUUUUAUUGUCAAUUAUCGGCUAUGCUGUCGACUUGGCCAAUGUUUGGAGAUUUCCUUACCUGUGCUAUAAAAACGGAGGGGGAGCGUUCCUGGCCCCAUAUUUCUCGGUCCUGCUUCUGGGAGCUAUGCCGGUGUUUCUCAUGGAGAUGUGUAUGGGUCAGUUCAACAGACAAGGGCCUAUUACUGUGUGGAAAAUAUCGCCCAUGUUUAAAGGUAUAGGUUUUGCCUCCUGUUUCAUGGCCUACAUCGUUGCCUUCUACUACAACAUCAUCAUCGGCUGGAGCUUCUUCUACCUGUUCUCCUCCUUCACGUGGACGCUGCCCUGGACGACCUGCAACAACGCCUGGAACAGCCGCGACUGCUGGGAAGUCGAGUGGGCCAAUAACGAAACCCACAACAACAGGACCUACAACGAUAACACAUCCGUCUCGUCCACCAUGGAGUUCUUUGAACGGGGUGUACUGAACCUUCACAAGAGUUCCGGUAUAGAUGACCUCGGUCCAGUGAGAUGGCAGCUGGCACUGUGUACUCUACUGACCUUCACCCUCCUUUACUUCUGUCUCUGGAAGGGAGUGAAAAGUACAGGCAAGGUGGUGUGGGUCACAGCAACCAUGCCUUACAUAAUCAUGGCUAUCUUACUGGUCAGAGGAUCUCUCCUCCCCGGAGCCAAGGAGGGCAUCACCUACUUCAUCACCCCCAACCUCAGUCGCCUUGGGGACCCACAGGUGUGGAUUGACGCUGCAGUGCAGAUAUUUUUCUCUGUGGGAGCCGGGUUCGGAACACACAUCGCCUACUCCAGUUACAACAAAUUUAACAACAACUGUUAUCGCGACUGUCUGAUCACAGUGGCCGUCAACAGCUUCACCAGCCUCUUCUCCGGCUUUGUCAUCUUCUCCUACCUCGGCUACAUGUCCUUGAGGACUCAGAAGGACAUCUCCGAGGUGGCCACUGAAGGUCCCGGCCUCGUGUUCAUCGUCUACCCGGAGGCUAUAGCCACACUGACGGGGUCCACCGGGUGGGCCAUCAUCUUCUUCUUCAUGCUGCUUACUCUCGGCGUGGACAGUGCGUUCGGGGGUCUGGAGUCUCCCCUCACGGGACUGAGGGACGAGUUGCGUCAUCUAAUCAAGUACAAGUACUUCCGGGAGCUCCUGACCCUGGGCGUGGUGGGGUCAGCCUUCAUGUUCGCACUGCCCUGCUUAACGGAGGGGAGAAUGUAUGUGUUCACGAUGCUGGAUCGCUUCGCGGCCGGGACGUCUAUUGUGUUCACCGUACUGUGCCAGGUGAUAGCCGUCUCUUGGUUCUACGGCAUGAAGCAGUUCUGUGACGACAUAGAGUCAAUGACAGGGAGCAGGCCAAACCUGUACUGGAGAAUCUGCUGGAAGUUUAUCAGCCCAGUUCUACUCCUUAUAAUAGUGAUAUCGAGUUUCGCCUCCUACACACCCCUGGAGUACAUGACAGCCACCGGCCGCUACGUGUACCCGGAAUACGCUAACGUCAUCGGGUGGUUGAUAGCCCUGUCCUCCAUGUGCAUGAUACCCGGCUAUGCCAUCUAUAAGCUGGCCAUUACCAAGGGAACACUGAAGGAGCGGUUUGCCCUGUGUAUAUCGCCUGAAAGCGAACAUGAGCAAAUACGUCAGAAAAAGCAAGUCAAGCGGUUCCAGAAGGAACACUGGCUGUCCGUAUGAAGACGGGGACUUCACUCGAGACGGCAUUCUUCAGGAGGGACCACAUGACAGUGAUAGUAACUAUAGAAGAGUACCUGCCCGCUGCAGGGAAAAGUACUGUGUCGCUCAUGAACGUGCCAUUUAACUUGGGAAUCGUAAAACCAAGGCGAUGGGCGACGCACCACGUAUACAAGUCUUUGGGGCACUAGGAGAUCUGACAGGCCAGAUGUGGACUACAGCCGUGGACUAGAAUCCUAGAUGAAUAUUACUACGUGAAUAUAGUCUAGUCUGUUGGAUGGUAGCAAAUCUAUUGAAUAGAAGUUAAGAUGAAACCAUACCAUAAUUUGUUGUGACGUAUUUCCCCUCCUUCAACAGUUUACAUCCAUUUGGCUCGCCUCGGCCGUUGUUACUUCAGACGACACCCAUAUUUGUACUGGAGUCACUAGUUUCAUUCGUUCGCGUGACUAUACAAUCAGUCGGCAGUUGUAGCCCUUAUAUAUAUGACAAUAAUAUCAUGUAUUAACCUAAAUAACGUUCGUAUUGCACGGACUAUAUGCGGAGGGAUACGAUAUACGAUUUGGACUGAAAGCAAUGCAAUGCUAUUCCAUUGCUGCCGGUGUUACGUCAGUAACGGAAUAAGCCGAGAGCACCCGAGUAGCCUAUUAAAUGUAAUGUGUUCGGACACAACCCUAUCGGAGCAACAUAAUGCAGUGAAAAUGUGGAACAACAUAGUGAAUACCUAACAAUACGUAUUCGUAGUCCUGGGUUUAGAGGAUACUAUCUUCAAAGACUCAUUAGACCGUGGAGUCAGUAUCUUUCCCUGAGUUGUGAUUCGGGUAACUGAACAAUGUCCUGCAUCCCAUGGCCCAGUAACCCUACAGUGUUGUGAUGUCUUGGUGUGAACUGGUGUAGAUGAUGACGUGCAUGUAAACGGCUGAACAGUAUUCCAUUGGAUAUGCGUAUCUCUGAGGUAAAGACAUCAAGAGAGUUUUCAGAUAUAAUGAAGUUGGAGUUGAUAUGAAUCCAUAUGAAUUAACGUAAAUAACGUUCAUGAGUUAACUUGAGAAUAACCGCCGGUAUAUGUGAUUAGAGUAGGGCAUUAACAACAUUUAUCUUACCUUACACAUAAAUGUUCCCCGCUUGCAGCAUUUUCUGCUACCCGCUGGGAAUGCCGAACUGUGGGAAUUCCUUUGGUACUUCGUAUUAGUAAUUCUUUAUCUCGAAGAACUGAGUCACGUAUGAUGUACGGAAAUUACCGAUGUUUUGCGAAUGCAAAUCGAUGGAAGGGAGAUAAUUUGUUUUUCUUGUCUGCUGGAUUCUGUGUCAACUGAAAAUCUAGUAUUGACUAAUUGCCUAACUCUGAUACUCCCUUUUAUGAUCCGAUACCCGUGCUUCAAAGAGUUCAAAAUAAACACUGAGGUGUUCGGAAAGAUAAAUACGUUGUGGUCCCUCGGGGCCCAUGGGUUGAUGUACCCUUGUCCCCCUCGUGACCAGUGAACAACUUAUAAUGCUAACUUGAGACUCAAAGUAUGGUAUAUGUGAUUUGUGUAAGGUAUCAACAACAUAUGUUAACUUAAGAAUCAUGGCUGUUAUGUGUGAUUAGAGUGAGGAAUAACUCGGGUUUGACAUCAAAUUGAUAUGAUUUAUGUAAGAGACUUCCACGUGAUUUACUGUGGGUUUCCACGAAUUGUGUAAAGUGUGUUUUGCAUAGGUGUAACCUUAUGGUGUAAUCCUCCUAGUGUUAUUACAUAUAGCAAAAUGAUAUUGAUAUUUAACAGUAUUGAGAUAAACAGUAUACAACAUUCAAGAACAGAUUCGUGUUUAAUAAACAGGGAGAUAAAUGCCCUCAGUGUAACUGGCAAUGUCUUGUUUGGUGGAGUAAGAGUUCUCCGGGAGAAGCAGCAACGUUCACGAAUUAUCAGUAAUAUCUGCCUAGUAUUACCUGAAAUAACAUAAUUAAUAACAUAAUGAAUAAGCUGGGUAGAUAAACAAAAGCUUGCAUUAAUUCAAAGUGACGAAUCUGGCCAAAUGUUGGGAUGAUCUUGCAGGUUUCACAUCGUUAUCUUAACCUACUGAUAUUAACAGUCAUAUUGAAUAACCCUUAUUGUCAAAAACAGGAACUUACAUUGUGAUAUUGUUACACUUCAUUUCACAGAAAAUGUUGUUGUGAACGAGUAUAAUAAGUAGAGAACCGUGUAGAUUUGAAUACCUUUCAUAAUUAUAUGUACGUUUGUAAUUUUCAUACAUUUGACCAAAAUGUUUACACUUGGUGUUUCAAUGACUUUUCAUUGGAUUAUUACAGUAUUAGUAGAGUGUUUGUGUCUUGAGAUUUAUGAUGUGCAAAUGUUAUAUCUCCACCACUAAAAUCAUUAUUUAACAUAAAAUAAAAUUGGGAAUAUUUCAAAUUCAUCCAGCGUUAAUUUUCUGACUAAUAUGACAUUUAUUAUGAUAUAGAAAACAAAAUCUCGUUCAUGACAUUCUGCAUUGUUCAGAGGCACUCUUGCUUGUCUGCAUCUGCCAUAUAUUCUUGGACCAACUUUUAGUGGUCGUUGUGGUAUUUUAGAGUGGAAUCAAUGAUCAGAGUCACAUAUAGGUAUUUCUAACUUACACUGAAGUUCGGGUUUUAUGAAAAUUAAUGGGUGGUGCUUGAUAUUUUCAGGUGUAAAUAAUCGUAGAUGUAGAAUACAAUUUAGUAAAUGUUGUACAAUUCUCGUUGUUUCAGUUUGAGUCUAUUGAGAACUUGAUUUGACUGUAGGACUUUGAGGUAACGUAUCAUUGUUUAGGACGAGGGUGGUGUGGGUGACUUUUCUUUUCAGGGAGGUUCAGUUAUCAGCUGAAUACCAUGACAUGUACUCUUAGAAUUUAGCUGCCUGUACAGUCUAGGACAGAAUAACAUUGCCCGAUUGUGUUGUUUGGAGAGACGGUCGUGUUGGUACAAUGUGAUGUGUGGGUAUUUUGUAUAGUAGUUGAUAAUAAAUACGAAAGUAGUGAA
Haliotis rubra (blacklip abalone) is the source of this 5865-nucleotide messenger RNA. Its product is annotated as sodium-dependent dopamine transporter-like. The transcript is spliced from 16 exons. Gene Ontology annotation, molecular function: dopamine:sodium symporter activity. Gene Ontology annotation, biological process: dopamine uptake involved in synaptic transmission; sodium ion transmembrane transport. Lineage: Eukaryota; Metazoa; Mollusca; Gastropoda; Lepetellida; Haliotidae. The coding region runs from base 1032 to 2894 and encodes 620 amino acids. The record is from RefSeq and is a predicted model, not a curated record. Gene Ontology annotation, cellular component: neuron projection; neuronal cell body membrane; presynaptic membrane.